AUGCGCAAACUCAGGCAUGGUGCACAGAGUGGGCACGAGUGUGGGCACAAUGCACAGAGUGCACAUGAGUGUCAGCACAGUGCAUGGAGUGUGCGUAAGAGUGAGCACAGUGCAGGGAAUGUGCGUGAACACGGGCACGGUGCACGGAGCAUGCACGAGUGUGAGCACAGUGCAGGGAACGUGCGUGAACACAGGCACAGUGCACAGAGCAUGAGUGAGCGUGAGCACAGUGCAGGGAACAUGUGUGAACACAGGCAUGGUGCACAGAGCAUGCAUGAGCGCGAGCACAGUGCAGGGAAUGUGCAUGAACACAGGCACCACGCACGGAGCAUGCAUCAGCGUGAGCACAGUGCAAGGAACAUGCGUGAACACAGGCACGGUGCACGGAGCAUGCAUGAGUGUGAGCACAGUGCAGGGAACAUGCGUGAACACAGGCACGGUACACAGAGCAUGCAUGAGCGUGAGCACAGUGCAGGGAACAUGUGUGAACACAGGCACGGUGCACAUAGCAUGCACGAGCGUGAGCACAGUGCAGGGAACAUGCAUGAGUGUGAGCACAGUGCAAGGAACAUGGGUGAACACAGGCAUGGUGCACAGAGCAUGCAUGAGCAUGAUCACAGUGCAGGGAAUGUGCAAGAACACAGGCACCAUGCAUGGAGCAUGCAUGAGCGUGAGCACAGUGCAGGGAACAUGCGUGAACACAGACACGAUACACAACGGUGGGUGUGCUGCACAGAGCUUGUGGGCACAGCACUGCUUGCAGAUGUAUUUUUAGGAUUAACUACUUGUAUUUGA
This is a messenger RNA of Zalophus californianus (California sea lion), 795 nucleotides long. Its product is annotated as histidine-rich glycoprotein. The record is from RefSeq and is a predicted model, not a curated record. The transcript has a single exon. Lineage: Eukaryota; Metazoa; Chordata; Mammalia; Carnivora; Otariidae. The coding region runs from base 1 to 795 and encodes 264 amino acids.